CCCGGCCGCCCGCGCGCGGCUCCCGGGCCCGGCGGCGGGCGCGGCGCGGGCGGCAGCAUGGUGGAGAAGCGCUGCCCGUUGCAGAGGGACGGCGUGUACCGCUGGUUCUCCGAACUGCCGUCGCCGCAACGCGUGGAGUUCCUCUGCGGCCUGCUGGACCUGUGCAUCCCUCUCGAGUUGCGCUUCCUCGGCUCGUGCCUGGAGGACCUGGCACGCAAGGACUACCAUUCGCUGCGCGACUCAGAGAUUAAGGCCAACAACCCGGCGGACCUUGGCAGCCUCACCAACCUGACAGACGAGGUGGUGCGUAGCAAGCUGCUGGUGUCGCUGGCGCUGCUGGGCUCGGAGCAGCGCGAGGCAGCGGGCGUGUUGUACCGCACGCUCACGCACACCGACUCCAUCAUUCACAACUACGGGCUGCAGCUCAACGAAGGACGCACGGGCGAUGAGUUCCUUCUACUCUUCACCAUGGCAUCCAACCAUCCGGCCUUCAGCUUCCAUCAGAAGCAGGUGCUGCGCCAGGAGCUCACGCAGAUCCAGAGCAGCCUAAACGGCGGCGGCGGCGGCAAGAGCGCGCCCGGGCCCGGCGGCGCUCUGCCCACCUGCUCAGCCUGCCACAAGAUGGCGCCCAGAACUGAGACCCCUGUGAGCAGCAUCAGCAACAGUCUGGAGAAUGCAUUGCACACAUCAGCACAUUCCACGGAGGAGUCCCUGCCCAAGAGGCCUUUGGGAAAACACGGCAAAGUGAGUGUUGAAAAAAUAGACCUGAAGGGAUUAUCACACACGAAAAAUGACAGAAGUGUUGAGUGCUCUUUUGAGGUCUUAUGGUCUGAUUCUUCAAUAACAUCAGUAACCAAGUCUUCUUCUGAAGUGACUGAAUUUAUUUCAAAGUUAUCCCAGCUCUGCCCUGAAGAGAACUUGGACAAACUCAUUCCUUGCUUGGCUGGCCCAGAUUCCUUCUAUGUGGAGCGCAACCAUGUGGACUUAGAAGCAGGUUUAAGGUAUUUGGCUUCCAUACCUUCUCACACACUGAAACAUGACCAUGUUAGGAAGUUCUUCAGUACUUCAUCUCCCAUCCAACAGCUCCAAAGUCCAAGUCCUGGCAACUCCUCCCUUCCUAAAGUAGGUACCAUGAUGGGAGUAUCGGGAAGGCCUGUGUGUGGAGUGGCUGGCAUCCCAUCCUCGCAGAGCAGCACCCAGCACCAUCUGCAGCACUCGGCCAGUGCAUCUGCUUCCCUGCCCCACUGCUCCCACACAGGGGGUGCAGGCUCAACGCUGGCUUACAGGACCCAAGUGGACAACUCGCCUACCAUCCUGAUGCCCUCUAGUCUGCAGGCUCCUCAGCCCCAGGAGCAAAAUGGGAUUUUAGACUGGCUUAGGAAACUGCGUUUGCACAAAUAUUACCCCGUCUUUAAACAGCUCACCAUGGAAAAGUUUCUGAGCCUUACUGAAGAAGAUCUGAAUAAAUUUGAGUCCCUCACCAUGGGAGCAAAGAAAAAGCUCAAGACUCAGUUGGAGCUGGAAAAGGAGAAGUCAGAGAGACGGUGCCUCAAUUCCUCAGCCCCAUCCUUGGUAACCAGCAGUGGAGUGGCCCGAGUCACCCCCACCAGCCAUGUGGGACCUGUGCAGCCUGGGCGUAGCAGCCAUGCUGCAGAGCUACGGGUGGAGGUGGAGCCACAGACUCACCAGCUGCCCCGAGAGGGCAGCUCCUCUGAGUAUUCCAGUUCCUCCUCCAGCCCCAUGGGUGUGCAGGUGCGAGAGGAGAGUUCAGACAGCGCUGAGGAGAGUGACAGACGUGUGGACAUACAUGUUGAGGGUACUGAUAAGGAGAAGCCUGUGAUGCUGCUGACUCACUUCCCAUCCAGCUCUGCCAGACCCACGGCCCAGGUUCUGCCUGUGCAGAAUGAAGCUGGCUCCAGCCCUGCAGGUCACCAUCCCCUGCCCCCACAGCUGAUGCCUGCAGCUUCUCACCUGGCACCUGUCCGCAUGCUGAACUCGGUGCACAAGUCAGACAGAGGCAGCACAGACGUGAAGCUCCUCUCAUCCUCUGUUCACUCCCUUCUGACCCUGGAAGAAAGGAACAAGGGGCCUGGCCCUAGAAGUGGCACAAAAGUGGACAAGAGCUUUGGUGGAGCUGUGCUGGACACACUGCCCUCAGCGGCACCCCAUCCACAAGUGCAGGUCCUCUCUGGCCUUGUAGAGAACAACUCUGUGUCACCCACGGUCUCCUUUGGUCCCCGGGCCAAAGUCGUACAUGCAGCCACAUUGGACAGGGUGCUGAAGACAGCACAGCAGCCAGCCCUGACUGUAGAGACCAGCUCAGCCGCCACAGGGACACCAAGCACCGUCUUGCAUGUGGCCCGGCCACCCAUCAAGCUGCUGCUGUCCUCCUCCGUCCCUGCUGAUGCUGCCAUCUCUGGGCAGACUUCUUGCCCCAACAAUGGGCAGAUCAGCGUGCCUCCUGCAAUAAUCAACCCCCGGACUGCUCUGUAUACAGCCAACACCAAAGUUGCCUUCUCUGCAGUGAGCAGUGUGCCUGUGGGCCCACUGCAGGGCAGCUUCUGCGCCAACAGCAACACUGCCUCCCCCAGCAGCCACCCCUCCACGUCUUUUGCGAGCAUGGCCACUCUGCCCAGUUGUCCUGCCCCCAGCUCCAGCCCUGCCCUCUCCUCUGUCCCUGAAAGCAGCUUCUACAGUGGCGGUGCUGGCAGCAGCUCCCCAGGAAACAUUCCCGCCUCAAGUCAGAAUCACCACCACCACCAUCACCAUCAGCAGCCCCCCGCACCCCCACAGCCUGCCCCACCCCCACCUGGAUGCAUUGUGUGCACAUCCUGUGGGUGCAGUGGCAGUUGUGGCUCCAGUGGCCUGACUGUCAGCUAUGCCAACUAUUUCCAGCACCCAUUCUCUGGGCCAUCCAUGUUUACCUUCCCUUUCCUACCCUUCAGUCCCAUGUGCAGCAAUGGCUACGUCAGUACCCAGCAGUAUGGUGGUGGCUCUGCCUUCCCUGUUGUACAUGCGCCCUACAGCGGCAGUGUGACUCCGGACCCCGUCCUAGGUGGGCAGUCCACUUUUGCAGUACCACCCAUGCAGAACUUCAUGGCUGGGACAGCAGGGGUGUACCAAACCCAAGGCUUGGUGGGCAGCACCAAUGGCACCAGUCACAAAAAAAGUGGGAAUCUGUCUUGUUACAACUGUGGGGCUACAGGCCACCGUGCUCAGGAUUGCAAGCAACCGUCCAUGGACUUCAACCGGCAAGGAACUUUUAGGUUGAAAUAUGCCCCUCCAGCAGAAAGUCUGGACUCCACGGACUGAUCCUUUUUUUUUUUUUGGCAACAGAACAUUUUAUUAAGCCAUGAAAAAAUCACAUAGAGAACUGAAGUCAAGUUGCUGUGGAGCCACGGAGACCUAAGGAAAAUCACAUAGAAAACUGAAGUCGAGUUGCUGUGGAGCUUAAUAUUUUUAACCCAAAGGUGCUUUACUUUACUAUACUGGAUAGAGAAUCUAGCAUAGAAGUGCGUCAAACUCGAUUUCAUUGCCAAAAUCCUAGUUUGGAGCUUGAUAUAAGGAUUGCCUAGUGGACGUCUCCAUGGCAGUGAUGUGGCCACCACACUAUUGUUGCAGUAUGGAGACCUGUCUCCUGAAGAUCGCUGGUCCUUCUAGGCUCACACAUAAAUUCCAGGGCAGCUAUGCACGGCCUGAGUGAAGACUGCAGGUCGGAGUUCUCUCAAGUGGAGUUCCCCAGUCGGAUCCAAGACCCCUUUGGGCUAGGAAGUGCCAACUGGAUUUUGCCGUUUCCUAGAGUGGGAGCCUCAUGUCUGGCUUCUUAAGGAUUGCACUACCUGACAAGGACCUCUUCAGUCUGGGAGGCAGACUCUUCUGGGACCCAAUAGUGUAGGGGACUCCAUCAGUGGGCAUUGGAGUUGGCACCAGCAGGCUGCUUGGCCUAGUACACCCAGAGGUCACAGGGUGUCCUUCUGCAGACACUUGGAGCAAUUCCAGGUUUUUAAUAUUUUUUUCUGUAAACAAAUUUACACAAUAUUAGUAUAUAAGACAUAGCUCACUCUUGACAACUUCAUUUCUAAGGGUCCAAGUCCCAGGGAAUCCAGUCACCAUGGCUUGAGACCACCCUUCCCAUAGGUGGCUUUGAGCCUGCUCUCUCCAAACAAGAAUCAACUCCUGAGGACAUGGGAAUGACUCGACUUUGUGAGUUAGCUGUGACUGAUGCUCCUCAUUCUUCAGGAAGCUGGCAAGUUGUCACGUCUCAAAUGGCUUCCCCAGGACCCCAGCCCCAGAGCUCACUGCAGAUGAAUUCACACUUGAGACAAACAUUCAACAGUAAUACAGUCCUGUGAUUUAUGAACAAAA
Molecule: messenger RNA, 4365 nt
Organism: Phodopus roborovskii (desert hamster)
Lineage: Eukaryota; Metazoa; Chordata; Mammalia; Rodentia; Cricetidae
Gene: Zcchc14
Product: zinc finger CCHC-type containing 14
Exons: 13
Coding region: 58-3312 (1084 amino acids)
Molecular function (GO): zinc ion binding; nucleic acid binding; phosphatidylinositol binding
Source: RefSeq, a predicted model, not a curated record